AUGUCCUCUCGUUCUUCUCCCCUCCUCCCCACCACAAUCUGGCCCUGUAAACCCGCCUCCUCCUUCAAACGUCUCACGGUGCACCACCUCACCCUCUCCACCGCCACCGCACUCUUGUCCUCCCCAUCUUCCACAGACUCGAAAGGCGACACUCUCUUCUCAUAUACUCACCGUGUCUUCGCACAUAUCCUCGAAGACGGACGGACGCAUUCUCAGGAACUCGCGCCGGGGGAGACUUGGGAAAAUUAUACACGUGAGACGUUCGAGGCGUAUCUCUGGGCUGCGGAUGUGUUUAUUGCGAUCGGGAGCGAUGGAGGUGAUGAAGAAAUGAAUGAGGGAGGGAAGGAAGAAGGAAUUGAGAUUGGAUUGGAUGUCGAGGAGGCGAGGAAAGGAAGGACGUGGGAGGACUGUCUUGCGGGAUGGUAUAAUGUCAAGCCAUAUCAUAUUGGGCGAGCUUCGCAUAAUUGCAACGGCGGCUUUGUCGUCCCUCCAACCAAACGACAACAAGGCUACGCCAAAGUCCUCGGGAAAUCGUACCUGCAUUACGCUCCGAGACUGGGCUUCCGAGCGAGCGUGUUUAGCCACGUAUACGCCAAUAAUCUAGGUAGCAUUAGGACCUGGGACUCCCUAGGCUUCACCCGUGUGGGCCGUGUCCCCCGCGCAGGUAGGCUCCGUCGUGCAGAUGGAAAGGGCGAAGAAUGGGUCGAUGCUAUUGUGUUUUACAAGAGCCUCGUGGCGGAGGAGGAAUGGGAUACUGUUGCUCCCGUUAUUGUGUCGCAGUAG
Messenger RNA from Stereum hirsutum FP-91666 SS1, 783 nucleotides. RefSeq lists its product as uncharacterized. Bases 1 to 783 code for a protein of 260 amino acids. NCBI's taxonomy places the organism in Eukaryota, Fungi, Basidiomycota, Agaricomycetes, Russulales, Stereaceae. Gene Ontology annotation, molecular function: acyltransferase activity, transferring groups other than amino-acyl groups. The record is from RefSeq and is a predicted model, not a curated record. The transcript has 3 exons.